GGUGGGUCCGCCCGGCUUGUUUACCGACCAUCGAUCGGCCGCAGCUGGACGCGUCGCCGGCCCUGCCACCUCUCUUCCGCCAGAUUUUCUCCCAAGUUCUUUUCCUGCCAGAUACGAGUCGCUUCCUGCCUGACAUAACUCACUUCAAGAAGUGCACAAUGUCAGAACGUGGCAUUAAGUGGGCUUGUGAAUAUUGUACUUACGAAAACUGGCCAUCUGCAAUCAAGUGUACUAUGUGUCGUGCUCAGAGACCUAGUGGAACAAUUAUUACCGAAGAUCCAUUUAAAAGUGGUUCAAGUGAUGUUGGUAGAGAUUGGGAUCCUUCUAGCACCGAAGGAGGAAGUAGUCCUUUGAUAUGUCCAGACUCUAGUGCAAGACCAAGGGUUAAGUCUUCAUAUAGCAUGGAAAAUGCAAACAAGUGGUCAUGCCACAUGUGCACAUAUUUGAACUGGCCAAGAGCAAUCAGAUGUACCCAGUGCUUAUCCCAGCGUAGGACCAGGAGUCCCACAGAGUCUCCUCAGUCCUCAGGAUCUGGCUCAAGACCAGUUGCUUUUUCUGUUGAUCCUUGUGAGGAGUACAAUGAUAGAAAUAAACUGAACACAAGGACCCAGCAUUGGACUUGUUCUAUUUGCACAUAUGAAAACUGGGCCAAGGCUAAAAAAUGUGUUGUUUGUGAUCAUCCCAGACCUAAUAACAUUGAAGCAAUAGAGUUGGCAGAGACUGAAGAGGCUUCUUCAAUAAUAAAUGAGCAAGACAGAGCUCGAUGGAGGGGAAGCUGCAGUAGUGGUAAUAGCCAAAGAAGGUCACCUCCUACUACAAAACGGGACUCUGAAGUGAAAAUGGAUUUUCAGAGGAUUGAAUUGGCUGGUGCUGUUGGCAGCAAGGAGGAACUUGAAGUGGACUUCAAAAAACUAAAGCAAAUUAAAAACAGAAUGAAAAAGACUGAUUGGCUAUUUCUCAAUGCCUGUGUGGGGGUUGUAGAAGGGGAUUUAGCUGCCAUAGAAGCUUAUAAGUCAUCAGGAGGAGAUAUUGCACGGCAGCUCACUGCAGAUGAAGCUGCCUUUGAUGUUGGCUACACUCUUGUUCACUUGGCUAUCCGUUUUCAGAGGCAGGAUAUGCUGGCUAUAUUGCUUACAGAGGUGUCUCAACAAGCAGCAAAGUGCAUUCCAGCAAUGGUGUGUCCUGAACUGACAGAACAAAUCCGGAGAGAAAUAGCUGCCUCUCUUCAUCAGAGAAAGGGGGAUUUUGCUUGCUAUUUUCUAACUGACCUUGUAACAUUUACAUUGCCAGCAGAUAUAGAAGAUUUGCCCCCGACAGUCCAAGAAAAAUUAUUUGAUGAGGUGCUUGAUAGAGACGUUCAAAAAGAGUUAGAAGAAGAAUCUCCGAUUAUAAACUGGUCUUUGGAAUUGGCUACACGUUUGGACAGUCGACUCUAUGCACUUUGGAACCGGACUGCAGGAGACUGCUUACUUGAUUCAGUACUACAAGCUACCUGGGGCAUUUAUGACAAGGACUCAGUGCUCCGGAAAGCUCUGCAUGACAGCCUGCAUGACUGUUCACAUUGGUUUUACACACGCUGGAAAGAUUGGGAAUCAUGGUAUUCUCAGAGCUUUGGUUUACACUUUUCCUUAAGAGAAGAGCAGUGGCAAGAAGACUGGGCAUUUAUACUCUCUCUUGCUAGCCAGCCUGGAGCAAGUUUGGAACAGACACACAUUUUUGUACUUGCGCAUAUUCUUAGACGACCAAUUAUAGUUUAUGGAGUAAAAUAUUAUAAGAGUUUCCGGGGAGAAACUCUAGGAUAUACUCGGUUUCAAGGUGUUUAUUUGCCUUUGUUGUGGGAACAGAGUUUUUGUUGGAAAAGUCCAAUUGCUCUGGGCUAUACAAGGGGCCACUUCUCUGCUUUGGUUGCUAUGGAAAAUGAUGGCUAUGGCAACCGAGGUGCUGGUGCUAACUUGAACACCGAUGAUGAUGUCACUAUCACAUUUUUGCCUCUGGUUGACAGUGAGAGGAAGUUACUCCAUGUGCACUUUCUUUCUGCUCAGGAGCUAGGUAAUGAGGAACAGCAAGAAAAACUGCUCAGGGAGUGGCUGGACUGCUGUGUGACUGAGGGGGGAGUUCUGGUUGCCAUGCAGAAAAGCUCUCGGCGGCGAAAUCACCCCCUGGUUACACAAAUGGUAGAAAAAUGGCUUGACCGCUACCGACAGAUCCGGCCUUGUACAUCCCUAUCUGAUGGAGAGGAAGAUGAAGAUGACGAAGAUGAAUGAAAAAGAAAAAUCAAAGAACAGAAGAUGAUGGCAUCAGAUCUGUGAUAAGCCCAGUUAGUGUGGUGCUCCAAGCAGAGUGUACGGCACGGAAGAACCAAAUCUGGCAGGGUCUGCGCAGAAGUGUUUUUCUGACCCACACACCCAAUGGAGAUAAUGUAUCAGCUGAGUGAGAACACAGAACUUUGGUUGGACUACAAUUUGUAAAAAACAACAAAAAAAAAAACACAAAAAACUAAUUUUAUUAAGAGAACUUUUUCCCUUUCAAAUUGUAAAUCUGUCUAUAAAUGUAACGCAUGUGGUUGUGUAAGAAAAUGUGUAAUAGGAAAAGUUGUACCAGCAUCUUCAUAUUAUAGAGAAAUUUUUUUCCAGCAUGGGCACUUAAAAAAAGCACAUGGCAGACGACUCUUUGUUCCUUUGAGAUAUUCAUUUCAUUUUUCAGUAGAAUGUGGUAUUUCUACUUUCACCUCAAAAGAUCCAUUUUACAGUAAAUCUCAGAGAUCUGGAACCUUUGUACAAAUUAUCCACAGCAAAACAUAAAAAAUAAACAAGCUUUUAUUUUAUUAAUAAUUUAGUUCCUAUUGUGCCCAAUAAAGUAAAAUCAAAUCUUUUAGGAACAAACUACAAGAAAAUCUGAAAUUUUUGUUACUGCUAUUGAGUGAAUUCCAUAUAGACAUUAUUUCCUUUUUUUGAAGGUUUUGGUUUCUAUUACUAUUUCAUUUUUCUUAAGUUUCUUGAUAUGCACCCACCCCCUCCCCUUUUUAGUUUUUAGGUAUUUAUUUGUGUGGAAGAGUGUCCUAAAAUGAGGGUUCUUACUCCAGACUCUGGGCAGUGGUCCGUUUGUGAACAGUUGUUCCCUGGAUGGAAAAGGAGCAGGCCCACUUUCCACUAAAUGGAGUGUGUGAAAUUUGCUCACUUGGACUCCACUGACAAUGUUCUACUCCCAGAUUGCUAUGCAGAGGGUCUUUGGAUUAUUCCUAUCUUUUAUCAUCACCUCUGCUCUAAGCAAAUCCUGUUAGCAGGCAUGCCUUUGCUUAGGCUGAUUGGGAAUUACCAGUUCAGUUCAGAAUAAAGAUUUUUAAAAAUGCAAUAAGGUGGUAAAUGUGCAUUGACGAAUUUCUCAGUGUGUAGUCUGAGAAUUUUUGCAUGAUAAGUUAAUUGUGGCCAUUCUUAAAACUAUAAUCUUAGGUAGAAAACCUUUUUAUAAAAAGUACUGUUUGACCACUUCAGGUAUACAUUCAAUACUGGGUAAAAUUUUCAGACCUAUCUCAGGAACACAAAAAGACUUCGUGUCCUGAUAAGCACUUUGUAGACUAUGAUGUGGCAAGGAACAUUUCCCCCUUUCCCUUUGAUGAAAAGGCUGUGAAAACCUUUAAAUAUUUGCUUGUUUUCUGUUUAGAUGAUAUUGAAAUGUGCACCUCAAACUUGAUGGCAGAAUACUAAAAAUAGAAAAAAUACCCAUGAGCUGUCUAGUUCUUUCUCCCCUCUCUGAACACUCAGUAAAAGAUGUUCCCAGGAUGAAAGGAUUGAUUUUGCUGCAUCCUAAACUUUGUAGGAAAAAAUUAUUUUUGCAGUAUGAUUCCAUAAAAUGAAUUUUGGUAAUUAUAAUGUAAAUGUUACCGUU
Molecule: messenger RNA, 3885 nt
Organism: Tupaia belangeri chinensis (Chinese tree shrew)
Lineage: Eukaryota; Metazoa; Chordata; Mammalia; Scandentia; Tupaiidae
Gene: ZRANB1
Product: zinc finger RANBP2-type containing 1
Biological process (GO): protein K29-linked deubiquitination; protein K33-linked deubiquitination; cell migration
Cellular component (GO): cytoplasm; nucleus
Molecular function (GO): cysteine-type deubiquitinase activity; K63-linked polyubiquitin modification-dependent protein binding
Source: RefSeq, a predicted model, not a curated record